Lineus longissimus is the source of this 699-nucleotide messenger RNA. RefSeq lists its product as uncharacterized. Bases 1 to 699 code for a protein of 232 amino acids. The record is from RefSeq and is a predicted model, not a curated record. NCBI's taxonomy places the organism in Eukaryota, Metazoa, Nemertea, Pilidiophora, Heteronemertea, Lineidae. The transcript has a single exon.
AUGAACAACAAGUCCGCGAGACCAGCAAGUCCAGAUCUCACCAGCGCGUUUUAUCAGAUUCCCCUCUCCCAAGAGUCUAUGAAAUACUGUGGUGUUUGUACCCCAUUCCGCGGCGUUCGUGUCUACACUCGAUCGGCGAUGGGCAUGCCCGGCUCUGAAACAGCACUUGAGGAACUAAUGUCUCGCGUUGUAGGACACCUCAUUCAAGAAGGCAUCGUAGCUAAAAUAGCCGAUGACCUCUACAUCGGUGGAGACACCCCAGAGGAGCUCCUCCUUAACUUCAAGAAGUUCCUACACGUCCUGCAUAUCAAUCGUCUCGCACUUUCAGCCCCCAAAACGAUUAUCGCUCCUAAGAGUACAACCAUCCUUGGAUGGAUCUGGUCUCUGGGUACCCUCCAAGCUAGCCCCCAUCGCAUCGCAACCCUCUCGAAUUGCAAUCUCCCAGAGAAAGUGAAGGACCUAAGGUCUUUCAUUGGCGCCUAUAAGGUACUUGCCCGCGUUAUCCCGAGAUGUUCCGAUGUACUCACUCUGUUAGACCAAGCUACCGCCGGCCGCGAGUCCAAAGAGAAAAUUGUUUGGUCUGUCGAACUGUGUGAAGCCUUCAAAAGCGCUCAGAAAACACUUGGAACAAAUCGCAUUAUCACGCUACCUCGUCCAAGUGACACUCUGUGGAUCGUAACAGACGGCGCAUUUAGAUGA